AUAGGAAGUGAAAUCAAAUAGAUGUUGGUGAGUACCCCACGGCAACCAUUGCUUCAUUUCAUUGGUUCAGAGUGAACUCUAAUCUGGAAGCCUUCCUUAGGUCAUUCCUGCUUCUGGGAUCAAACUCUAUGUUGUGCUUAAGAAAUGUGUCACAUGAGACACAGUGAAUCACAAGACAGAGAUAUUUACAUAUUGCAUAAAUAUUUUAUUAUAUUUCAAGAUGACCAUAUAUACUUGGACAUAUCUGGACUUCAAAUUUGCUAGAACUUAGUUGCGUCCCAAGCUGGCUAGUAUCUGGACAUUCAUCAUUUCUGUUUGGAGGAAUGAAGAGGAACAGUUUAUCUGUUGAGAAUAAAAUUGUCCAGUUGUCAGGAGCAGUGAAACAGCCAAAACUUGGGUUCUACUCUUCUCUCAACCAGACUCAUACACACACGGUUCAUCUAGACUGGGGGAGUUUGCCUCACCAUGUAGUAUUACGAAUUUUUCAGUAUCUUCCUUUACUAGAUCGGGCCCGUGCAUCUUCUGUAUGUAGGAGAUGGAAUGAAGUUUUUCAUAUUCCUGACCUUUGGAGAAAGUUUGAAUUUGAACUGAACCAGUCAGCUACUUCAUAUUUUAAGUCCACUCAUCCUGAUCUCAUUCAGCAGAUCAUUAAAAAGCAUUCUGCCCAUCUUCAAUAUGUCAGCUUUAAGGUUGACAGUAGUAUCGAGUCAGCAGAAGCUGCCUGUGGUAUACUCUCUCAGCUGGUAAAUUGUUCCAUCCAGACCUUGGGCUUGAUUUCAACAGCCAAGCCAAGUUUCAUGAAUGUAUCAGAGUCUCAUUUUGUGUCAGCACUUACAGUUGUUUUUAUCAACUCAAAAUCAUUAUCAUCAAUCAAAAUUGAAAAUACACCGGUGGAUGAUCCUUCAUUGAAGAUUCUUGUGGCCAAUAAUAGUGACACUCUAAGACUCCUAAAAAUGAGUAGCUGUCCUCAUGUUUCAUCUGAUGGAAUUCUUUGUGUAGCUGAUCAUUGUCAAGGCCUUAGAGAACUGGCGUUGAAUUAUUACAUCCUAACUGAUGAACUUCUCUUUGCGCUCUCAAGCGAGACUCAUGUUAACCUUGAACAUCUUCGAAUUGAUGUUGUGAGUGAAAAUCCUGGACAGAUUAAAUUUCAUGCUAUUAAAAAACACAGUUGGGAUGCACUUAUUAAACAUUCCCCUAGAGUUAAUGUUGCUAUGUACUUCUUUCUAUGUGAAGAGGAAUUUGAGAUGUUCUUCAAAGAAGAAACCCCUGUUACUCACCUUUAUUUUGGUUGUUCAGUCAGCAAAGUGGUUUUAGGACGGAUAGCUCUCUACUGUCCUCGACUGACUGAGUUAGUGGUGUGUGCUAAUGGUCUUCAGCCUCUUGAUAAUGAACUUAUUUGUGUUGCUGAACACUGUACAAACCUAAAAGCCUUGGGCCUCAGCGAAUGUGAAGUCAGCUGCAGUGCCUUCGUCGAGUUUGUAAGACUGUGUGGGAGAAGGCUAACACAGCUCUCUAUAAUGGAGGAAGUUUUGAUCCCUGAUGAGGAUUAUAGCCUAGAUGAAAUUCACACUGAAGUCUCCAAAUACCUGGGAAGAGUAUGGUUCCCUGAUGUGAUGCCUCUCUGGUAAUUGGCUACCAAAGAUUCCGAAAUUGUUGUUUUUUUUAGAUCAGUAUGAUUAGCUGCUUUCUAUCUAAGCAAAUGUAAAUUUUAAAAUGUGUUGCUGACAUAUUUUAGGUCAAAUAUUUGAUUGUUUGCAAAGUGUCUUAAUGGAUUGCUGCAGAAA
Molecule: messenger RNA, 1784 nt
Organism: Mandrillus leucophaeus (drill)
Lineage: Eukaryota; Metazoa; Chordata; Mammalia; Primates; Cercopithecidae
Gene: FBXL21
Product: F-box and leucine-rich repeat protein 21
Exons: 7
Coding region: 324-1628 (434 amino acids)
Biological process (GO): regulation of cell cycle; entrainment of circadian clock by photoperiod; G2/M transition of mitotic cell cycle
Cellular component (GO): SCF ubiquitin ligase complex; cytosol; nucleus
Molecular function (GO): protein binding
Source: RefSeq, a predicted model, not a curated record